Messenger RNA from Rhinolophus ferrumequinum (greater horseshoe bat), 2359 nucleotides. RefSeq names its product forkhead box L3 (gene FOXL3). The record is from RefSeq and is a predicted model, not a curated record. Bases 895 to 1560 code for a protein of 221 amino acids. NCBI's taxonomy places the organism in Eukaryota, Metazoa, Chordata, Mammalia, Chiroptera, Rhinolophidae. Gene Ontology annotation, molecular function: RNA polymerase II cis-regulatory region sequence-specific DNA binding; DNA-binding transcription factor activity, RNA polymerase II-specific. Gene Ontology annotation, biological process: regulation of transcription by RNA polymerase II; cell differentiation; anatomical structure morphogenesis. The transcript has 3 exons.
CGAGGCCCAGGGAAGCAGUGGCUUGGCUGCCCAGGCCAGUGCAAGCUUGGUUAGAGAGUACGCCUUGCCUCUGGGUUCAGAGCCUGGCCUGGGGGCCCCUGGAGGAGGCACACUUCUGGGCUGUGAGACACAGCACUGCCAGGACACAGGACGCUGCAGGAAGUGUUGGCCUAUGUCUCUGGAGGAGCCCUGACCCAGGCAGGCCACACCCGCUGGGCCCACCCAUCCUGCCUGGACCCCCCUGCUCAGGGACGGAAGAAGCCUGGGCUGAGCCUGGCAGCGGAGCGGUGAAAGCCCCAGUCCUAUCUGUGGCCUGGCUCCAGCUGGGUUCUGGCAGCCCGCGUCCACUCCAGGCACCUAAGUGCAUGGGAAGAAUCUAAGUAUCUCCGGGUGCGCCCAGGGAACACGGACCUGGGAGCCCCCAGGAGAAGUCCGCCAGUUCAGGGAGCCCGCGAGGACCUCCAGCCCUGGCUCCGGGGACCCAGCGAGCUCUGCCCUGUACUCUGGGGCCCGUGCAGCAGGGAGGCUCACGGAGCGGGGAGGGGAGGCAGCGGGUGGCUGUCCCCGCCCGUUAGACCACCCAGCGUGCGGCUGCCUCCUGCUCCCUCCCGCGGCCUGUCGGAGGGUCACCGAGAGCCCUGCGCUGCUCCCCUCCUCCGCUUUAAUGGUGGCUGGGGCCUCCCCCGCGCCGGGAUUGGAUACGAGAGAACUGGGUGGGGGCGGGUGAGGGGACCCCAGAAGCCCAGGUUCCCAGCUUGGGCGUAGAGUAUCCCGCAGUACAGACGCUGCUGGUCUCUGCGGGUGAGGACCUCCGCACAGACCCGCAGAGCCGGCGGGCGGCGCGGAGGAGGUGGCAGCUCAGCAGAGGUCCCCGCAGGCGCUGGGCGCGCCACGAUGUUUGACAGCUCGCAGUAUCCUUACAAUUGUUUCAAUUAUGACGCGGACUACCCAGCGGGCAGCUCCGACGAGGAGAAGCGGCUCACACGGCCCGCGUACAGCUACAUCGCGCUGAUCGCAAUGGCCAUUCAGCAGAGCCCCGCAGGCAGGGUGACCCUGUCGGGCAUCUACGAUUUCAUCAUGGGCAAGUUCCCCUAUUACCGCGCUAACCAGCGCGCCUGGCAGAACUCCAUCCGCCACAACCUGUCCCUCAACAGCUGCUUCGUCAAGGUGCCUCGGACCGAGGGCCACGAGAAAGGCAAGGGCAGCUACUGGACGUUCGCCUGCGGCUGCGAGUCCCUGCUCGACCUCUUCGAGAAUGGCAACUACCGGCGCCGGCGCCGGCGGCGCGGCCCCAAGCGCGAAGGGCCGAGAGGGGCGUGUGAGAGCGGCGCCCAGGGGACCCAGGGGCCGCCAGAGCCGGCCAACGCCCAGGGCUCCCCGGCGCUUCGCUGCCAGCCACCUGCCCACGCCGGCCCCGCUGCGCUGGGGAAGGGGCCACACAAGGAUGUCAAGUUCAGCAUAGACUACAUCCUCUCCUCCCCCCACCCCUUUCCUGAGCUCAGGUCGCCCCACCCCCCACGGGAGGCCCAACAAAUGAAUCUCCACUUUUGGACAAUGUGAGGGGGGCUGAGGCUGUCAGCUCCCUGGUGGCUGGCACCCAAACAGCCUGGCUCUUCUGGGUGACUUCAGCCAAGCCAGGAAGUGAGGUUUUGCCCACAUCUUUGAACAUGUGCAGACUCCCGCUCCAUGUGGGAACAGCCUGGGCUGGAGGGAAAGGAGCGGAGCUCGUGACAGGUACUCCUGGUCGUGCUGGAGCUUCAUCCUUUCAGAAAAAAAUGUUUCCUUGCAGGAAAACUCACUGGGUUCCUGUUUGACUUAAGGUUUGCUCUAGAAAUCCUGCACGAGGAAUAAGAACACGACUCCAGUGUCACGUUCACUCAGAAUCAAGGUAACAUUCCUCUCCUGCUCUCUGAGAAUUCGCUUCAUGGACAGCCACACCCUGGAAGCUGAUGGUGAGGGGCAGUGUGGCACUGGUGAGCAUCUCGUUAGAGAUAAAAGUAAGAAGAAAGUACAAACACUGAAGUCACAUCCUAACUGACCCCUGAGUGUUGCCCCAAGAUUUUUGACUGUGUCUCUGUGAUGGUGAUGUGAUUGGAAGUGACAAAUGCAUCUUGUGUUGUGGGCAGAAUAUUGAUUGUUUAAGAAAUCCCAUGCACUUUUUUAUGAAGGAAGGAAGGAAGGACAGAAGGAAAGAGAGGAGGGAGGAAAGAAGAAAGGGCAGGAGGAAGGGAGGGCGAGAAGGAGAGAGAAAGAGGGGUCCACAUUUGGGACAACUUGGAGGCAAAGCUCACUUUUCUUGAUUCUUGUGAGAGGAGUAAGCCCCUGUCCUGGCAGGUCCCAGCCAGCUGGUUUCCCCAGA